GCGGGGAGGUGCUGGUGUACAGGCAAGAUCUCGACAUCGUUCUUUGACGUGAAUGAUGGGACGAUGCCACAGAGGUGAGGGAUAUCAGCGAAAGCAUGUAGAUGCGCGUGUCCAGGCGUGUGUGAAUCUGUUCCUUCCAGCCUCGUGCGUGUGUUCCUUGCAGCCAUCAUCCUUCUUCAUUGCCCCGGCUUGAUCAUCCUUCUUCAUUGAGCUGCAGCUCAAGCAGCCAGCUGGUGGGCGGGCGAUGGAUCAUCACAUUACAUCUGUGCAUGUUGUCCUUCUACGCUUCAUCAGGUCCAAAGAGAUGUGGCGCCGGCGCCUCGAUGGUGACGCCAGUGAGGACAGAAAAUGGCCAAUCACGCAGACACAUGGAUUCAUUUGUGCACUUUCUGCGCUUUCAGACCAGCAUGGUCCCGCGGCUUCAUCGAUUCCCCACGACCGUUUUUUCUCUGAGUUCCACGGCCACAAGAUCAGCGAUUUGGAGCAUCUGUAUGCCGCCCUGAAGAAUCAGGUCGCGCCAACCCAGCCGCAUCGGUUCAUCUGGCUGGCGGGCGACUCGAGCCUGGACAACAAAGCCUGGCUCAACGAAACGGUGCCCGCAGCCAACGGGUGGGUACGCCAAGCAGUGAUGGACGGGUGUGUGACGGUUGGUGGUCUGUGUCUUGAUUGCCUCAACGCAGGUACGAGCAUGUACUGAGUCCGCCGCUGUGUCGGCCUGACGUGGCCUUCCACCUUAACAGCAUCAUCGCCCACGAGGCCGACCCAACGCCCACCUCCCCCACACGUACCAUCUGCAUCAACACGGCUGUCGAGGAGUCGACACUCGCCGCUCGCAACGGCUCUUAUAUAUUCCCACACGACACCUUCAUCAGAGACAACGUCGGCCCCAACGACGUGCUGGUGGUGUCUGUCGGUGGCAACGAUAUCGCAUUGAACCCCUCAGCCGCCACGAUGGCCAACGCGUCGCUGCUGAUCGGUUCGGAGAGCCCCGAGGACAUCGACAUGGCCCUGGGGCACUUUGUGGGUAUGUUUCGGGAUGACACGCGGCACUAUGUGAUGAAGCUGAUUGAGAAGGCGCGGCCGGCACUUGUCCUUGUCUGUAUGAUAUACUUUCCCGACCAGAGGAGGACACCCUCGUGGGCCAACAGCGCUCUGGCGGUCAGCCAGCAUUCUGGACAGAGGUGUGGCGUGUGCAUGUGUGUAUCUGCGUGUGUCAACAUACAGGCGUUGGACUAUGACACGCAUCCCGAGAAGCUGCAAGCGGCCAUCCGGCAGGUGUAUGAGCUAGGCACCCGAGCCGUCCGCAUUGAGGGCACUAAGGUGGUGCCGCUGGCUCUGUUUGACGUGCUGGACGGCACCGACUCUUCGCUGUACGUCGACCGGGUGGAGCCCUCCAGCAAAGGGGGCGAGAUGAUGGCCAGGACGAUAUGGGAGGCCGCCAAGGCCAAUGCGUAGAUAUGAUGUACACAUUCUGUAGUGGCGGUCAACAGAUGGGGCAGGGCAGCUGGGACGAUGUUGUUUGUGCGACGUGUUUUUUUGGCAUGACUCACUCAUUCGAGCGCUCUCGUCUACCUGUCCGUAUGCAUUCAUGAUAGUGUGUGUGUCCAGAGAUAGAUUCUGUGUCUACGCAGACAUUGAUGAGACUGGUUUCCAUGGAAACUUGGGCUGACGGUCGGCCGGUCGGUAAGGGUUUGACG
Molecule: messenger RNA, 1697 nt
Organism: Vitrella brassicaformis
Lineage: Eukaryota; Vitrellaceae
Source: the annotation of a GenBank genome assembly